AUGGAUUCGAUGAUUAGGAGAACCUUCUCGGUGGGGUCGGAUACAAGAAAUGGUGGGAGCUCUGCCUCUUCGCUCUCACCAACGACUGUGGUGACACCCGCACAGGCCACCAACAACUUCGUUGGGCGACGGCGUAGCGCGAGCGAGAGCGGAGGCGAGUGGCGGGUCGCCAUUAGCGCCACCCAUCGCCGCCAGACCAGCCCCGACCAAUGGACCCUCUACUUUGAGGUGGCGGUGGAGAACGAAAAAUAUACAUGGAGCGUGUUGAAGAGCGAGCGCCAGUUCGAGGAUCUGCAAGCCCUGUUUCUGAGGGAAGAUGGAAGGCGUAGUCUGCGUAAGUGUGCGCGAGGGGCCAGCACCUACAUGCAGGCCUUCGAAGUGCUCGACCCCUUCUUCGUGGAGACCAGGUCGAUAUCUUCAUCUACGGCGUCGGCCCUUUGGUCCUUCUUGGAUCCCGCCUACGAGAGGGCCAUGAGCUUUCUCGAUUCCUACCAGAAGGAGGGUCCCAUCCAGUUCUUCAAGAAGUCGGGCAAGUGGAAAGCCCUCUGGGUGUACCUCAAGAACGGCUUCCUCUGCCUAACCAAGAUGCAGGGCGACAAGCGGUGUAAGAAGUUCAUCCCCGUGCACCACUCGGUGCUCGCCGCCGCCGCGAGCCAAGACCUCGCGGGCAAGUUCGGCAUCGCCCUCACCACCGGCACCUCCCUCCAAAAGUGCUAUCGCUUCGCGUUCAACACAUCGGCCGAGCGCAAGUCGUGGAUGGUGGCCAUCUUCGAGGUGCAGACGCGCUUCUUCGAGUUCAACCCCUUCCGCGAGCCGACCGGUGACGAGCAGGACGAGUCCAACGACACCCCCACCGGCCCCUCCCUCCCCGGUGGCGCCGCCGCCAGCGGGCGCAGCCCCACCCUCUCCCAGUCCGAUCCACAGUUCUCCCGCUCCCUGCCCGCGCUCCACCUGCGGCCCACGGCCCACUCCGCCUCGUCGUCGCCUUCGCCGUCGUCCACCUCCCUGCGCGCGCCAUCGCCCAUCUCGACGUCGGCGUCGGCGUCGACGCAAAGCACUCACCGACCGGUGGCGUCGGCGUCGUAUCGCGGGGGCGUCGUGGGCCAGGCGGCGACCAUGCGAUCGCCACCGGUGGCGCCCGCUCGCUCGGCCCGCGGCCCUUCACCUUCUUCUUCCGUCUCGGCCAUCGCCGGUCGCUUCAGUCCACAGCCCGGGUCGACCACAAAUCAGCCUCACGUGCCCGCGGCGACCCUGCGCCCGGCCACGGCCCAGCCCGCCGCGGCCCUGCCUCAGGCCCCGGCCGCCCAGCAGCGAUCAUCACCGCAGCCGAUCGUUGGCACCAAUCAGGUCAGAUCGACGCUGCUGGCCGCGCAGCAGCAGCAGCAGGGACCAGGGCAGGUGGUCAGCCGGUCGCCGCCGCGCUCCGGGCGCGCGGGCACCAAGCGACUGCCUCCGCCGCCCGGUCCGGUGAGCAGCCUCGCAUGCAAGCACCCCUCCCAGCGCUUCACGCCCGAGGAGAUGAGCCUCCUCUGGGACGCGCUCGAGGGCGAACAGAAGGAGAUGAUCUACGACGCACGCUCGCAGGACUCGCGCACGCUCGAGGGUCGAUUGAAGAUGCAGGGGAGAAAGCUGAAGCGGUGGAAGGAGUACCUCUUCCGAAUGGACCGCGCGGGAGCCAUCACCUACAACCCGCCCGCCGGUCCCAUCAAAGACAAGCGGCGAAUUCCUCUUCGGGGCGCGUCCGUCAUCGAAGCCGAGGCCGAGGGAGUCUAUGCGUGGAGCGUGGUCACGCCCAGCAGGCAAUUCACCAUCGGCGCCGAUACGGAAGCUGCCAAGAUCGAAUGGAUGCGCGCCACUCAGGACGCCAUCAACCAGGUCAUGCUGGUCGAACGGGAGGGACUGCUUCAGCGCAACUCUGCCCAGAACGAGAUCAAGGAUGUCUCCUCGCGGUCGGCUGUGGCCGACUAUCCAAAGGCCGCGAGCGGCGACGCGCAGAUGGUCAAGGCCGCAACCCUCGAGGCGCUGCUCAAGCACCUCUUCUCGCCCGAGUGCGAUCUCAUCUUCUUCAAAACGUUCCUCCUCACCUACCGCUCCUUCACCAAGCCCGAGAGCUUCUUCGAGACCCUCAAGCGCUGCUUUGCGACGGGCAAAGUUGAGGUGUCGUCGACAUCGUCGGCGUCUUCGCCUGCGGCGUCAACGUCGCCACAGUCGGGCCUGCGAAACGGAUCCUUCUCGGGAGGAAUCGCCGCCAAGUUCCCGCCCGCCACCAGCCCGCAGGCCCUCGCCCUCGUCUCGCCUCGGGAGACGGCGUCAAACCGGCCCAGAGGAGGCACGGCCUCGGCGGCGGAGAAGAAGGGGAAGAAUGACGAGCUGCUGGGCAUGCAGCAACGGGUCUGCGUCGUGCUCAAGCAGUGGAUCGCCGUCGGCUAUGCCGACUUCUCCGUGAAAAUGAAAUCGGCGAUGAUGGCGUUUGUGGAGGGGCAGCUCACGAGCGACUAUGCGCUGGUCAAGGAGACCAAGGAGCUGCGCGCGGUGCUUCAGUACCAGAUGGGCAACGAAGCCGCCCGCAAUUCGCUCUUCAUCGCCGAGAAGCGGCAGUUCUCGGACAUGUCGGCCGAGGUGGUCGCCCAGCAUCUGACGCUCAUUCAGUUCGAAUACUUCAGACGCAUUCGGGCCCACGAGUUUUUGAAUCAGGCGUGGAACAAGCCGCCGAUGAAGACCAUCUGCGCCAAUCUGCUCAGCUCGAUCGAUCACUUCAACGAGGUGAGCCAAUGGGUGGUGCACACAAUUCUGUGCGAAACGGCGCUCGCCGAACGCGCCAAGCUCCUCUCCAAGAUGAUCCAAAUCGCUGAGCUGCUGCUGAAGUACAACAACUUCUGCGGGGUGAUGGCGUUCGUGGCUGCGUUCCAUUCGGCCGCCGUUUCCCGUCUCAAGCGCACCUGGGAGAAGGUGUCCUCUUCACAGCGCAAGGUGGUGGACAAGUUGACGGAGAUCUUCUCGCCCACGCAAUCCUUCAAGAACUACCGCGCAGCGAUCCGCAGCGCCAAGCGCCCGGGCUGUCCCUACGUAGGCACGUUCCUGAUGGACCUGGUGUACCUCGAGGAGGUCAACCCGGACACGAUCAUGAGCGGCACGCGCGAGCUCAUCAACUUUGCCAAGCGACGCGCCAUCUACGAGGUCAUCUCCCAAGUGCUCUACUUCCGCGACGAGCCCUACUCCUUCAAGGUGGACCAAGCGGUGGGUGAUUCGUUGGCGAGCAUGCUGGCAUCGAGCGAGGUGGUGCGCGACCCGGAGCGGCUGUCCGAGAUCAGUCGUCAGAUCGAACCCAAGGAACAGCAAGGGCGACCCUGA
This is a messenger RNA of Acanthamoeba castellanii str. Neff, 3351 nucleotides long. RefSeq names its product RasGEF domain containing protein. Gene Ontology annotation, cellular component: plasma membrane. The record is from RefSeq and is a predicted model, not a curated record. NCBI's taxonomy places the organism in Eukaryota, Discosea, Longamoebia, Acanthamoebidae. Gene Ontology annotation, molecular function: guanyl-nucleotide exchange factor activity. The transcript is spliced from 24 exons. The coding region runs from base 1 to 3351 and encodes 1116 amino acids. Gene Ontology annotation, biological process: positive regulation of GTPase activity; Ras protein signal transduction.